AUGACUAUUAGAGUGUUGGAAUUAUUUAUGACUAAGGAUGAAGAACCAGUAACAAAAAUGAGAGAUCAAGGAUUUAAGUUGUUGACAGGUCGAUGGUUAGUCGAUGGUAGUCCACAAGUUAUAUUGUUUGACAUUGGUUCAGCUGCUUGGAAAUUAGACCAAUACAAGCAAACUUUAUGGGAUACGUGUAACAUAGGAAUUCCACAUUUAGACAUAGAAGCUAAUGAUGCUGUAAUUUUGGGAUAUUUAAUAUCAGAAUUCCUUUCAGAAUUCCGGAUGGCAGCAGCAACAUACAUUGAUUCAACGCCAUUGGUUGUUGCUCAUUUCCAUGAAUGGCAAGCUGGMAUAGGGUUGAUAGCAUUACGCACAAAAAAAGAACCUAUUGCUACAGUAUUUACAACUCAUGCCACGUUAUUAGGGCGAUAUCUCUGUGCUGGAAAUACUGACUUUUACAAUAAUUUAGAUAAAUUCAAUCUCGAUGAAGAAGCUGGUAAAAGACAAAUUUAUCAUCGUUAUUGCAUGGAACGAGCUGCAGCACAUGUUGCACACGUUUUUACCACAGUAUCUGAUAUUACCGGAAAAGAAUCCGAGUAUUUACUCUCCCGUAAGCCUGAUAUUAUAACUCCCAAUGGAUUAAACGUUGUCAAGUUUUCAGCAUUGCACGAAUUUCAAAACCUUCAUUCGCUGUCCAAAGAGAAGAUUCACGAUUUUGUCCGCGGCCAUUUCCAUGGCCUCRCAUUUUUAGGUUUCGGUUGUUUUAUGGCCCAGCAUAUCGCUGAUCCUUUAAGUUACGGAAUUUAUAUCGUGGAUCGACAAAACAUCAGCAUCGAAGAAUCUGUCAGACAGCUCGCGCAGUAUAUGUACGAUUUUGCAAGAAUGAGCCGUAGACAACGGGUGAUCCAGCGAAACCGUACAGAACGAUUAAGUGAUUUACUCGAUUGGCGUAAUUUGGGUAUUUAUUAUCGCCAAGCCAGGUUGAAGGCAUUAUGUCAAGUGUUCCCGGAUAUGUUUGAUAAAGAAACAGAAACGUUAUGCAUCACAGAAGCAUCAUCGAGACGUCGAUACAAUUAUCCUCGUCCUUAUUCUGAACCACCGUCACCAUCGAGUAGUCGACCGACCACACCUGGCGCCUCAGACGACGAAGAUAUUGAUGACGAGCGUGAGCUUGCAGAGCUUUCAGAAUAUAACAGUCAUUAACUAAACCUACAUAGUUUGUUGCUGUAAUAAAUAAUAAAUAUUAUAUUUAUCACAUAAUAUAGUACUUCUGAAAAAUGUAUUUUAAAUUUUCUA
This is a messenger RNA of Diuraphis noxia (Russian wheat aphid), 1290 nucleotides long. RefSeq names its product glycogen [starch] synthase (gene GlyS). NCBI's taxonomy places the organism in Eukaryota, Metazoa, Arthropoda, Insecta, Hemiptera, Aphididae. Gene Ontology annotation, molecular function: alpha-1,4-glucan glucosyltransferase (UDP-glucose donor) activity. Gene Ontology annotation, cellular component: cytoplasm. Gene Ontology annotation, biological process: glycogen biosynthetic process. The record is from RefSeq and is a predicted model, not a curated record.